UUUGCUUAGCACGACAGGCUGGUCGAGGGCAGAUCUGUGUUGGUGUACACAGGAGCUGCCGAAGCACCUGUCAGCUGGAGCAGCUGCCGGUGACUUUUUCCCCAAGAGCGAUUGUCUUCCUGGGUCAACAGCUUAUCCAUCAACACCAGUGCUCUAGAUUACACAGCGGGAGAGCAAAUAAAGGAAGCGCUCGAGCUCGUUGAGUGUCUCCUUGCGCAUUCGCCGUCAAGCUGUGCAGGAACACGACCGACAAAAGAAAAAAAAGCAACACUUCUCGCGGCCUUCGAAUAGUCAUUUUUCACUCUUUUUACGGCCUGCCUUCAGGCGAAGACUAUGGGAAGCAAGAACCGUCAGCCAUUGUACCAAGAUGUAAAUGGCAUCCGUCUUCCACACGGCUUCGACCCAGCCAAGCUGCUCUCCUGCUUGGAAUACAAGGCUUCCGCUGGCGACAUAUUCAUCGACACCUUCCCGAAAUGUGGCACGAACUGGACAAAGCGUAUCGUUCAACUUCUCGUUGGUGAGAACUCCAGUCAAGAGAGCGACUAUGGCCUGUCCACCUCCUUCUUCGAGAUGGUUGGCAGGGAGACCAUAGCAGCUUUACCAGAGCCCAGGAUAAUCACUUCUCACCUUGCUUACGAGCUGCUCCCGAAGCACGCACAGGCGAAGUACAUAUAUGUUGUGAGGAACCCCAAAGACUGUUGCGUUUCCUACUUCCACCACACGAAGAAGACAAAGGUUUAUAACUUUGAGGAUGGCACUUUUGACGAGUACUUGCAGCUCUUCAUAAAUGGAGCUACAAGUUUCGGGGACUACUUUGCUCACCUUGUCUCUUGGUACCCACGUGUUAAUGAGCCAAAUGUUCUUUUCUUAACCUAUGAGAACAUGAAGAAGGACCCCGCAGCUGCUGUACUCAAGAUUGCCCAGUUUAUUGAUGUUAAAGAUCCUGAGCUACUCUCUGUUGACUCCAAGAAAUUGCAGGAAGUAGUCAAAAACAGCAGUGUUGAUUGCAUGAAGGAGUACUUAAACACGAACUACAAGAAGGCCCUAGGGGACCAGGAUCCAGAAAAUUGGACAGCUAAAAAGGACUACCCUUUGAGCAGGCCACCACCGCCUCCGGAAGUUAUGGUACGUAAGGGCAUCAUUGGUGACUGGAAAAAUUACUUUAAUAAGGAGCAGUCGCAAGCCAUUCAAAAUGCUUUUGUACAGAAAUGUGGUCAUGUUGUGGAUCAUGCAAAACUCUGGGAUCCAAAAGAUUGGAUGGAAGGAGCUUGACACUCCUGCAAAAAAAUAAAAAACAAGUUAAGGUAUUAUGGGGGCCUUCUGGGUAAUGGGAAAGUAAUGGGACCAAUGUAUGUUAUGUACUAUGGCAUUUCUGUAUAGGUGUGCUCUUCUCGUUGACAGGGACGUGAAGCUCGUAAGGAUGCAGAAUGGCCAACUGGGCUAGAUGGCUGGCUUGAUGUGCUAAAAUAGCUUUGUUGAAGGUGCCAGGUUAUAGAAGUGCUAUAGUGGUAGUCGUUAGCAUCCCACGUGCGCAUUACACUCUGAGAAUAUGCAUGGGCAUUUUCACAUAGCAAUAUUAUGCAUGAGUAUUACCUCAGGGGCAGUUGAUGGGCUUUGAGAAACAUGAUCUUUAUUUAUGUUUAUGCAAUAUAGUGCCAAGCAUAAGCGUGUGUAAGGUUCCCCUUUAGAGGCAGUGAAGGUUCAUCGCAGCGCACCCCUUCUAUUAUGCCAAUGUAAAAGGCAAACUUUGCCACCCCCCCCCCCCCUAGAGGACUUAGGUGUGCACGCCUAUGGUGCCAAGUGCUUUGAUACUCACCACUGGCUGGGGCCUUUUGUUCCUACUUUACACAAAACUUUAAGAGGUCUGCCCAUUAGUUAGGACAUGAUAAACAAGGUCUGAUAUGAUAAACAAGGUAAAAAUGCAAGCUCUGUAUGUUUCUGAGCUUAGAAGAGCAUAUGUACUUAGGGCCAACACUAGUGGUGCAUUUUUGAACAAACUGUUAUCAAAUACUCAGAUGAUCAAGACUGACAUUUCAAGUUUCGUGCAUUCAUUGCAUUUCACUGCCGCUUCUGAUUGCGCAGACGCUCUUUUACAUAGCUACUGCUGUGGUAGCCAUAUUACUAUGGGAGCAAAGUCAGAGAAGUGCCAUGUAGUUAGAUUUAAGUGCAUGUUAAGGUCAAGGCGAAUGUAAUGACUUGACACUGAAGCAUCCUGUAUUAAAGUGGUACAUAAAACCUCAGCCUAAAAUUUUUUAUGGCUACAGCUAUGUUUGUGUACAUGCUGGAUAUGUCAAUUGCGUAUUGUUUGAAAAUGUGGCCUUUUCCACAGAUGCACCAAUUUGUGCCCUUGCUACCACAAAGCUUCAUAUUUUGCCGUCACUGGGAAAGACAUUUUAUUGUGAGAAAGCAGGAUAUGUGGAGAACAGUACUUUUUAUUAUGGCUAAUUGUGCAGUUCUCAAAUUUUCAUGUGCAAGAAAAAAAUUAACAUAAUGUUUUAUAAUUGCCUGUGUUGUUACAACGCUUUGAAAUGCAGAAUUUAUUGCAUAUCACUUAAACAAUUUUUGUUCUUUAUAUCUUACUGUGAGGCAUUUGUUAUAUGUGGUGAAUGCGUGUACUAAUGUGAUGGAAGUUUCAGGAAGUUACAUGUGAAAGUGAUGUUCCUAAACACUUUAUACACUACAUCUUUAUGUCACAUUUUAUCUACAUUUUUAUGUGAAAGAGAAUAAAGGUGCAUUUCUUACUUAGUG
Messenger RNA from Rhipicephalus microplus (southern cattle tick), 2748 nucleotides. RefSeq names its product sulfotransferase ssu-1. Lineage: Eukaryota; Metazoa; Arthropoda; Arachnida; Ixodida; Ixodidae. The record is from RefSeq and is a predicted model, not a curated record. Gene Ontology annotation, molecular function: sulfotransferase activity.